Molecule: messenger RNA, 5768 nt
Organism: Trifolium pratense (red clover)
Lineage: Eukaryota; Viridiplantae; Streptophyta; Magnoliopsida; Fabales; Fabaceae
Product: vacuolar protein-sorting-associated protein 36
Exons: 2
Coding region: 4143-5213 (356 amino acids)
Source: RefSeq, a predicted model, not a curated record
GCGUGUGAUUCGUGUUUAAUCUGCUAUGCUGUGCUGGGAUUGGCCAAAAUUGUCUACUUGCCUUCUCUCUCUCUCUGAUUCAUUGAUUCAUUCAUCACAAUCAGCAAAAGCACAACUGAAAAAGAAGAAUACAUACAACUACAAUCCAAUCCAACUUGUGCAGUCUGGCGGGGCGGGCGGGCGUUAUCCACUGCCUGCCAUAUCAUAAUAACGCAAUUCCACUACACAACAAUAACAAUAACAGUAACAGGCAUGUUUCUCUUUCUCUUCCUCUCCCUCUUACGCAUUCCAUUUCCGUUUUUUAUUUUCCUUAUAAAUUAUUAGUUUUUUAUGUUUUAUUUUAUCAUAUAUCAUAUAUAAUAACUUGAUCAUAGUUGUUUUAGAUGGAUUAGGCAAUUUUUUCUCCAUUCAUUUCCAAUUUGACUAUAAUUUAGUUUAUUCUAGUUUCCAAUUUUGAAUUUUGAUCUAGCGAGUGAUAUUGUAUAUGCCAAUUUGACUACACAACAAUUCUUAGAUCAGCAACCUAUGAAGCACGGACACAGACAAGAACACCAGACACGACACGGACACUAACACAUUGACACCGAUAAAAAUUUGGAAAAAUGGCAUAAUUUAGUGUAAUCAUAAGUGUCGGUGUCGACACGUGUCUGUGUCCGGCAGUGACACGCCUAAUCUGAUGAGUGUCGGUGCUUCCUAGUCAGCAACUGAUUAUUAUUUUUUAUAUAUAAAUAAAAGCAACUCCGUUGGAUGUAUGGUGCGGUUGAAUUUCCAGCAACUUGUAUGUAUGAUUGUCGUUUCUUGUCAAAUGUCACGGCUUCUAUUUCUAGUUGCAUUAUUAUUAUUAUUAGGACAACAACAUUUUCAUCCACUCUUUCUGCCAUUGGUCAGGUGUCCCAAUGGACCAAUAUUACUACUUUCUUUCUGCGCUAUUAUUACUUUGUUAUUUAACCAUCAAGUUAGCUUUGGGGGAAUGCUUUACCAUCAUUUUACAUCAAUUGCAGUCGCGGAUGCUGUUGUGAUUGUGGUCGUUGCAAUUGUUGUUUUGCAAUGCGCAUUGCAACUGUUACGGCUUGAAAUAAUUUUAAAUUUUCACAAAAUGUAUAAAGUGGCACCACCAUUCCGCUACACUAUUUAUCUACCAUAGUAGAGUCUUAGUUUGCUCUCGAAAUGCCGAUAAGGAGGUACUUGAAAUACACAACUGAGAGAUUGUUAAAAGCAAGAUUUUUCAUUUGAUUUGAAGAAGAUUGAGAUUUAGGGUUCUACAAUUUUAAUUUUUUGUGAGAAGAUUUGAACGAAAAUGGGAGAGAUCAUUUAAUGUAGUUUUAGAUGCGGCUGUACACGUAUUUGAAACCGUUGCGGCCACAAUUGCAAAUGCAGACCACAAUUUGAAACUAUGCUUGUGGGUGAAAAAAAAAAGGUGAUUGAGAGAGGAUGUCUCACUAAAGAUAGCCACUCAGGUUCUCCGACAAAUAUUAGUUAUCAAUAAAGUCGGCGGAUAAUUUACACUAAUACAGGAUUGAACAAAACUGUAUAGUUGAAAACUUUAGAAUAGUGAGGUUGAGAGGUACAUGGGAUCACUGUGAGGUCAAGCUGAUGGGGCAUGCCUGCACAUGGGAUUGUUGUCAUGGCAAAUCUAAGGGUGGUGAGGGAAAAAGAAGACAAGGGGAAGGGGGAAAUAAACCUCUUAAGUUAUUUUAUCAUAAAAUGUUGAUUUAAAUACAUUAAAAAAGCCACAUUAUUAGAAAAAUAAUGACUCUAUAGCCUUCACAACACUUUAUACCAAAUCGCGUAUAGUGGAACAAUAACAAUUUGUUCAAAUUCUGCUACGCUAUAAGGCCGCUGUCUAUAACAACAUUGUAAAUAAUACGAAAAGAAAUACUCUAAAUAUGAAUGACACAUGAUGGUAAAAGUAAAAGGAAGUUCUUUGCGAUUAUUAGAUAAAACAAUGAAAUUGAAGCAUCUUACCAGGAAAAUCAGACGUCCGUUAAGAGAGGAUACAUAGAGACAAUUGAAAGGAGGGUGGGGAAGUAGUGAGCAGGGUAAAAGAAAUAGGAAUGGGGUGUUUUUGUCCUUAAUAAACUAUAGGUUUCAAGAGGUCCAAGUUCUCUGUUUUCCUGAACAGAUUCAAAUGAUCUUCAACUUGUUUAAACAGAAAAUUUGGAGUUUCUUUCCUAUCAUGCAACAUUUGGAAAAUAUAAGACAAGUUUAUAACAUUAGUGGAUAUUCUUCAGUCAUUUUACAUAGGCCCUUGCUGACGUUUUAGAAGCUUGGUCCCAUAAUAUUCACACACAAGGUACCAAAACAUCAAUAAUUGUUCAAUGCCAUAAUUGCCCUCUGCUUUUGCUUAUCUAAUUUGGAUUUCUCCAGUAUUAGAGACGUUCAUUUGGAGAGUGAGUAAAGACAAUUUUAAAUGUAUCACUCUCUCUUCAAAUAGGCAUCUUCGAUACUAGAGAAGAUCCGAAUUUUUAAGAGGCUUAGUCACUUUGAAUGUGUGAAGAUUUUUUUCGAAAUAGAAAUAGUCUUCCUAAUUAUGGAUUUUGUUGGCCUUGUCUAGAGUUUGGUUUGGUCCCUUAGUUUCAUGUUUGUAAUUUACUUUUCUCUUUUUAAUAACAUUUAGGGGUAAUGCAUGUGAUUAAUAUUUCAUUUGAUACCAACUUUUUCAGCUAAAUUUAAAUUUAAAACUAUUGAAAACACAGCUAAUGUGUUAAAUUGUGAUUGGAUAAUAAUAAAAACAACACACAAGAAACCACAUUUUAAGUUUUUUGUACAUAAAAAAUUUACAUAUCAAGUAAGUAGGAAAAUAUUAGCCACUAGUUCUUAAGGGCAUCAGUACCCUUUCAAAUACAAACAGUAGGAAAGUCGAAAGGAAUAUCAACUUUUUCCCUCUUUUGUAUUGUAUUCAGAAUUUUAGAUAAUGCUGGCCUCUUUCCAUUUUUAAAUAGUUUUUCAUGAUAUGUUUCAAAGAAUUAAGAAUAUACGGGACAUCUACUAUCAUUGUAAACUAAUUUUACACUGAUGUUUAGUGAUAAUGUAACAUUUUUUGGCUAUUUUUAAAUUGUAGUUACAAAGUGGGUUUAAGUGACAAUAGUACGAGUCCUAAUUAGAAGUUGGUUUAAAACUAUUUUACACCGACAUGACAUCUCCAUUAAACUUAUGAAUUAAUUUUGAAGGAAUAACAAAGUAAAAACUGUGGUAAUAUUAUGUGUUUGUUAUUCUUCAGUGCAUCUUGUUAGAAUGAAAGGCUUACCUUUUUAAUUACUUAUACAAGUUAUGUUGUAUAGUUCUGUUUAUUAUUUCUCUAUUUAGAUGGUAUUUUUUCUUCCUGUGAUUUUUCGAUUUUCUGUUCAGUUUAUCUAAACUAUUUUGUUCAAAUGGAAUCUGAGGAUUCAAAUUGUUAUGAUGAUAUGCUUUAGAAAGCAAUUAAAAGCAACUUAUGAUGAAUGUUUAGCUCCACUUUUGGAGAGACCAAAUUGAUUUUAGAAAUGUAUAACAUGUUUGAAUAUUUUUUAGUAGAAUUUAUUUUGCCUUUAGAUUAAUUCUCAUUUGAAGUUUUUGCCUCUACAAUCAAUUUGAGCUCUCCCUAAGACGGAUCAUUCGGGAGAACCCGAGUUGAAUUCUUGGUGGAAACAAUUCUUGGCCAAGCUUUCCUAACCUCGAGGUCGAAGUCUGAAUUACCGGCCCCCCCUUCUCCUGGGAACCAGAGGGCAAAUACCAAAUUUUUUUUUACUGAAUUAUCAAAAUCAAUUUUUAUCACAAAAGAAAUGAGCCAUGUAGAGUUAUUUACUAAAUUUAAGCAAAUUAUUAUUGGAGAUAUGGCAUGAUGAGACCAAGUGUGACUAUGUAAUAGAUAUGGCAUGGUGAGACCAAGUGACCAAGUAAUAAAUUGGUUAUAGACAUAAAUAUUUUAUUUGUAGACUAAAGUCCAAAAUAUUUUAAAGACCCUAGGCUGUCCCCAACUAUUUAUAACGCUCAUGAGGCCUUCCAGGAGGACCAGAACUUUCUUCUGAUCGCUAUACCUGCCCCCAACAUUGUGUGCUUUUGUCCCUCUAAUUGUAGGAGAAAACCCUCCCUUCUGAAUUCUAUUUACACCAGACUUUAUACCAAACAACAUAUAGAUGAAAUAAAGAAUUAUAACAAAAGGAAUGGAAUUAGAUAGCCUAGUGAAACAACUAAGUACAACAUCUAGAGCAAAAGACUUAAUAAUGAACCCAAAAGACCAAAACUUUGUGAAUGAUGGUAGUGUUUCUGUUAAUCAAAAUUUAUCAAAAAAAGGCAAAGUUGUUGAUGCUCAACCACAACAAUAUAAAAAACAAGUUAGGAGAAGACUCCAUACUACUAAGCCUUAUCAAGAAAGGCUAAUGAAUAUGGCAGAAGCUAGGAGAGAAAUCGUCACCGCCUUGAAAUUUCACAGGGCAUCUAUGAAAGAAGCAAGUGAACAACAGAAGCAGCAGCAGCAGCAGCAAGAAUUUCAAGAACAGCUGCAAAGACAAAGACAAUCACUAUCCCCUCAGCUUUCACAGCACCAAAGUUUUGAGCAAGAUGGUAGAUAUAAUAAGUCUAGAAGAAAUCAUAGAAUUUAUCCAUCAUGCAUAACCAAUUCUUCAAGUUACUUGAAUGAUUUUUCAUAUCCUUCAGUUCAAAAUUCUUACACUUGGCCUGUUGCUUCUGUUUCUCCGAUUGCUCCACCAACAGCAACAACCCUUUUUGCCGAAAACCUUAAUUUCAUUCUUCCAAAUCAGCCUUUAGGACUAAACCUCAAUUUUCAUGAUUUCAAUAACUUAGAAUUUUCUGUUCACAUUAAUAACCCUUCCUCAUCAUCUUCUUAUUCAUCUGGAACAUCGUCUUCGGCUUCACAAGAUGUUCCUUCUGUUGUAACAUCAUCACAGGUAGAAGGUUUUUCUAUUGAUUCAAAUGCUACAACUCAUGUCAAUGGAGGCUUACAUACUGUCAUGGAUGAUGAGGCUAUGGCUGAGAUAAAAUCCUUAGGUGAUCAAUAUCAAAUGGAAUGGAAUGAUACUAUGAAUUUGGUUAAAUCAGCUUGUUGGGUUAAGUACUUAAAACAUAUGGAACAUGGUGCACCUGAAAUCAAGGCUGAAAAUGAUGCAUACCUUGAUUUUGAUCAAUCGUUGGAGUUUCCAGCUUGGUUGAAUGCAAAUGAAAGCUGUCUUGAGCUGUGCUCAGAAGAUAAUUUCCAAGAUUCUACUUUACCUUGAUUGUGUUUUGAAGUACUCUGCUUAAGCUGAAUUGUGUAUUGGGUUCAGAUGGAAUAUAUAAUUUAAUAGUAAUUUUCUUGUCCUAUUUGAAUUUUACUAUGUUGAACUUGGUUAUGGAGCAUAAGUCAGGUGUUUUGAAAUAGUUUUCUUUUUAAUAAUUUAUGUUUUUUUGUCUCUGCAAUGGUCACUUGUUUUAGUUGUUUGAACUUUUUUUAGAUUUUGUCGCAGUAAUUUAAUGUAUUUGUUGUUUUAGUCUCUGAUGUUAUCUUCACAUCCAACUCAAUGUCACGUUACAUCAGAAUAUGAUGUAUCAUGCUAACACGUCAUCUAACUGAAGAUGAUAUCAGAGACUAAAACAAUUAGUAUCUUUAAUUACAAAGACGGAAUUCAAAACAAUAUAUUUUAAAGGACUAAAAUAAGAAAUUGACUGUAUUACAGAUACCAACAACAUAAAUUACCAUUUUCUUUUUCUAUUACAGCCUAAUGUGAAACAUUCAAACGGUUAAGGAUUAUAUACUAAGGCAAUCUUGUCUGUGAACUAUGAUGCAUAGUUGG